GACUCUGCGCAUAUGCCUAUUUCUUGAAAUUGCCAUAUAUUUCUAGUUCCUUCCGCCUCACCUCUCAACCCCACUCCCUCUCUCCACCUCUCAACACCACAACCAUUAUAGGCGUUAUUCCUUCUUUAACAAACACUACACCACGCAAAACACGCUAAAAGACUGAUUUUGGGUUCCUGUGGGAGAAGGGCAGUUCAAAAAUAUUUGAAAAAUCUCAAACUGGCAAAUCUUUUAUUUAUUUCGUAACUCUCUCUUUCUGUACUUCCAUAAUUGAGCCCCCUUAAAUGAGUUUUUAUUUAUCAAGGCUCAAUCUUUGAUAGGUUCUUUAUGUUCUAUUGUGUUCCUUGAUCUACCUGUUGUUUUUCCCAAGAGAAGGUUGCUUCUUGAUUGAUAGCUCCGUUGAUCCGUCUCCAAGUUGAAAUAGGAAUGAGGUUGGUGGAGAAGCUUGUGGAGAUAAAUUGCUGAGUUUAUCACUCUGGCCAACACUUGUAUACAUGAAGUUUUUUGCUUCUUGGAAAGGAUAAAAGCAGGGCUUAAAAUAUCCCUCCACUUUGGUGUUUGGUUUUGGUUCUCAUCAGCUUGGGACCUGUCAUUGGUUUGGCAGCUGCCAGUUGAUUAUGGCUAAUCAAAUGUGAACUCUGGUAUUGGAGAUUUAUGCUUUGAAUGCUCUGGUGAGAGCUUUGUUUUCAGAGAUGUAGUAUCUUUGAUAGGGUGUAGAGUUGCAAGAGAGGUGCAGGAGAAGUCAAAGACUCUCAACAAGACAUUGAUAAAUAGAUACAAAGUGCUAUUUGGAUUUCUUUUCUUCUUGGGGAUUUAGCUUGGGGCUUUUUCUUUUCCUGAGAAUGAGGUCUCUUAAUUGCUUUUAUUCUCCCUGGAGGAGAAAGAAAGAUAAGGGAGAAAAGAAAUCUAUCAAACCUGCUGGUAGUGAGAAGACUAUCAAAAGUUUGCAUACAGACCUCGAGCAUCUUCAGAAAUCUUCAGAAACGGAAUUGAGUUCGACUUCCUUUAGUGUUCCGGUUCCUUUUCCCGGAAGUUCUAGGUGCAAGGUCAAGGUAAUGAAUCAUGAGAGUCCAGUUGCAGCUCAGUCUGGAGAGGUUGAUUACGAAGUGGGGAAUGAGCAUGAUGAGUUGAAGAGGGAUAGUUCUGAGUUCUCAUUUCAAACCCAUGCUCGAAACUCAGCUGAAGAAAAGAACCAAACAGUUGAAGGAACAAAUAGUCCCUGUUCGCUGGAUAUUGAUUAUGAUGAGUAUAUGCAUGACAAGAUGCGAAGCAGUAAUACUGAAGAAGGGUUGGAGAUGAUUACAAGCGGGCAUGUAAGUGAUCCGGGCAUGGAGACAGCUGAAUUUUGGGCUUCUCCGAACCUGAAGCGCUCCUGCUCUAAUCUGGCAAUGAGAAGUAUGUGGGGGGAGCUUGAUGAUCAGUUCUAUCCUACAAAGUGUAAAUCUUAUGAGGAAAUGCUGAGAUCAACUGAAAUAUUCGGAGAUGAAGUUCCUGUAGGGGACGGAACAACAUCUGUUUCUGGUAGGUCCCUUUCCAGUGCUGACAAGGUGAUUCUGAAGAAGCAUUCUUCAAGCCUGAUACUUCCGUAUAGGAGCCGGAGAUUGUGGCGGAUAUUGUUCCUCUGGAGCCACAGGAAUCUUGAUAGAGCAAGAACUGCAAAACCGCAGCCAGUUGAAAUUAAGCCUUCUGCUCUCCACGACCAGGCUGGCUACUCUUCAGAUGCUAUAGAACCUAGACAAGCCAUGGACUCCAUUGGUACAGGCAAAGGUGACACAGAUGAUCAUAGUUGGGAUCGAUCUUGUGGAGCUUCUGGUGUGUGGCCUCAAAAUCAGUGGGUUGCUUUUCCUACAAAUUCAUCUCAUUUUACAAGAGUCAACGAGUGGGUGAAAGAAGUUUCCUCACAGCCUCCAUUUCAAGUCGAUAUCGAUGAUCAAACUGAAGAUGGUAUAUUCUUCCCACCCUCUCCUGAGAACAGCACAUCUCUAGCAAGAGGGUCUUCUCAUUUGAGUCGACAUUCGGCUAUGAAUAAACCAGGGGAGAUUUCACAGGCCAAUUCCAUUAUCCAGUCCCUGAACACUCAUCUAACUGUGGCUCAUAUGACAGGAAUUGGACUGAAAGCUACACCCUCAAUUUCACAAUUUUCUAGUCUUCGAUCAGUCAAUUUGUCCAACAAUUUCAUAGUUCAUAUAGCUCCAGGAUCUCUGCCAAAGGGUCUUCACAUUCUUAAUUUAUCCAGGAACAAGAUACACACUAUUGAAGGCCUGAGGGAACUGACUCAUCUGCGGGUUCUUGAUCUAAGUUAUAACCGGAUUACCAGAAUCAGUCAAGGGUUGUCCCGUUGUACGCUCAUUAAAGAGCUCUAUCUGUUGGGGAAUAAGAUAAGUAAUGUUGAAGGGCUGCAUAGGCUUUUGAAGCUGACUGUGUUGGACCUGAGCUUUAACAAAAUAACCACAGCGAAAUCACUUGGCCAGCUUGUAGCAAAUUACCAUACUCUAAUAGCUCUAAAUCUGUUGGGCAAUCCUAUUCAGGGUAAUAUCAGUAAUGACCAACUGAGAAAGACGCUAUGCAGCCUUCUACCGAAGCUAGUGUUGCUCAACAAGCAGCCGAUAACUGCACAGAAGGCUCGAGAGAUUCGUGCAGAUGCCAAUGCUAAAGCUGCACUUGGAACCAACAGUUGGAGCUCGCGGAAAAAAUCAUUUAAGAGCAUGGUAACCCAAGGGAGUUCAUCUUCCCACAGCAUGCACAGAAGCAGCAGUGUUGGCACUGGUCAGAAGACGAAACAGAGAUCGAAAAGCCGUCCUUACCAUGGUCCUGCAUUGAAGGACAAGGCUUGAGCUUUUUUAAAGCUGUAGUCCUUUUGAUGUAUUUCUUUGGGUCUUUGAAUCUUUAGAGUCGAGAGUGAGCGAUCUUCUGAGAACUUCCGUUCUCUUGCUUCUGAGUGUUGUUUUUUUUCCUUCUCUUUGGAGGGAUAGAUUUCUUUUCCGGAAUUCUGGCUUCCAGCUGUGCAUUUCUGGUUUUACCUUCCAGUUGAGGUUUUUCUAUUUUUCUAUUGUUUAUUUGGGGGAUAAACUACACAUGCAUCCCUUGAUAUUUGUUGUAAUUAGGAAAAAAAAUAUUCUUAGAUUAAACAUUAUAUAUUUACACUUUCUUGAUACUAGCACCUAUCAGUGCGAUGCAAUU
Messenger RNA from Sesamum indicum (sesame), 3180 nucleotides. RefSeq lists its product as uncharacterized. Gene Ontology annotation, cellular component: cytoplasm. Gene Ontology annotation, molecular function: protein binding. The record is from RefSeq and is a predicted model, not a curated record. NCBI's taxonomy places the organism in Eukaryota, Viridiplantae, Streptophyta, Magnoliopsida, Lamiales, Pedaliaceae.